This is a messenger RNA of Odobenus rosmarus divergens (Pacific walrus), 2120 nucleotides long. RefSeq names its product nei endonuclease VIII-like 3 (E. coli) (gene NEIL3). Gene Ontology annotation, molecular function: zinc ion binding; damaged DNA binding; DNA-(apurinic or apyrimidinic site) endonuclease activity. Gene Ontology annotation, biological process: base-excision repair. Gene Ontology annotation, cellular component: nucleus. Bases 1 to 1812 code for a protein of 603 amino acids. NCBI's taxonomy places the organism in Eukaryota, Metazoa, Chordata, Mammalia, Carnivora, Odobenidae. The transcript has 10 exons. The record is from RefSeq and is a predicted model, not a curated record.
AUGGUGGAAGGACCAGGUUGUACUCUAAAUGGAGAGAAAAUUCGGACGCGAGUGCGCCCCGGCCAGGCGGUGACGGACGUGCGGGGAAGCGCCCUGCAGAGCUUGGGAGGCCAGGUCUUGCCUCACGCAGCCUCGCUGGCUGUGGUAUCUUCCCAGGCUGCUGCACUGAACAAUAACAAAGAUUCCAGCCCGAAUUCCUUGAGACUGUUUAAUGGAUACGUUUACAGCGGUGUCCAGACUUUGGGGAAGGAGCUCUUUAUGUACUUCGGGCCAAAAGCUUUACGGAUUCAUUUUGGAAUGAAAGGCUCCAUCAUGAUUAAUCCACUUCAGCAUAAAAAUAAAAAUGGAGUUUCUCCUGUUUUUGAAGUGCAGCUCAUCAAGGAUUUGAUUUGUUUCUUUGACUCAUCAGUAGAACUCAGAAACUCCACAGAAAGCCAACAGAGAGUAAGAAUGAUGGAAGAAUUAGAUGUAUGUUCCCCUAAAUUUAGUUUCUCAAGAGCAGAAAGUGAAGUUAAGAAGCAGAAAGGACGGAUGUUGUGUGAUGUGUUAAUGGACCAGAAAGUGUUGCCUGGGGUAGGGAACAUCAUCAAAAAUGAAGCUCUCUUUGACAGUGGCCUCCACCCAGCUGUUAAAGUUUGUCAGUUGACAGAUGAACAGACCCAUUACCUUGUGAAAAUGAUACGUGACUUCAGCAUUCUUUUUUACAGGUGCCAUAAAACGGGAUCUGUUAUCUCUAAACACUAUAAGGUUUAUAAGCGUCCUAACUGUUGUCAGUGCUGUUGCAAAAUAACAGUGUGUCGCUUAGGAGAGAAUAACAGAAUGACAUAUUUCUGUCCUCGCUGUCAAAAAGAAAAUCCUCAACUUGUUGACAUUUGCAAUUUGCCCGUGAGAAACACUACAAUCAGAUGGCCAUCUAGUAGCAGGGAGCACUUGGCUGGCAAAUGUGAAGAGCAAUGGACGUGUGUGGUCUGUACGCUGAUAAAUAGGCCGUCUUCGAAGACCUGUGAUGCUUGCCUGACUUCAAGGCCUACCGAUUCAGUAAUCAAGAAUGAAGAACAUUCUAUUGACUUUAACAGCUUAGUGAAGUAUCCGUGUAAUAGCUUUGGAAAACCAAGUACAGAAGUGAAGAUCAACAGGAAAACGGCAUUUGGAACUACAACGCUUGUCUUGGCCGAUUUCAGCAAUAAAUCCAGUGCUUUGGAAAGAAAAAGAAGCCAAAACCAGAUACUAGAUGGAGAAUUUCAAAACCCUCCUCUGACUGACGUUUGUUUUAGUGAUCCACUGCACCCUUCCGAGGAGAGGGCACACCAGACAACACAACCAUCUAACAAAGUAAACGUAUCGCCUACUGUCUGCUCUCGGUCUAAAUUAUUUAGCCCAGCAUAUAAAAAAUUGAAAACAACCCACACCUCAUCACCAGACCUCAAAAGUGGUAACCCUGGAUUUUCUAACAGUGAACUUGGAAUUAAUAUGACAGAUGGUACUCGUGCAUUAAAUGCUGACAGUCCUCGCUGCAGUAAACACAACCGCCUCUGCGUUCUCCAGGUUGUGCGGAAGGAUGGUGAAAACAAGGGCAGGCAGUUUUAUGUUUGUCCUCUACCUAGAGGAGCGCAGUGUGGAUUUUUCCAAUGGGCAGACUUGUCAUUCCCAUUCUGCAACCAUGGCAAACGCUCCAUCAUGAGAACGGUGUUGAAGAUUGGACCUAAUAACGGAAAGAAUUUUUUUGUGUGUCCUCUUGGGAAGGCAAAACAGUGCAAUUUUUUCCAGUGGGCAGAAAACAGACCAGGAAUGAAAAUUAUUCCAGGGUGCUAAUGUUUUCUCCUUCUGUAGAAUAUCUGGCAUUUAAUUUCUUCAAACCAUAUAUAAUGUUUAGUCUCCUUUUGUUUAAUUGUUUAAUCUUUAAUAGAAAAAUUGUAGAAUGUGGCACAUUUUAUAGUUCUUGCAAUAUUUGAGACCUGUUCUUUUUUUUUUUUUCUUAAUGUGUGCCAUCUUUCCAUUCUUUGGGUAUUUCUUUUACCUUGACAAAGACUGGGUGUUUCAUCAGAUGUACCAAAUAUUCUAUUUAUCAUGUAUAUAUAAUGCAUUUAGUAAUGACAAUAAAGUAUUUUUAGUGUGCUUUU